UGCUGGAACCCUGAAAUGCAGAAGAAACCCUUCGGCUCCUCCUCCUCGUCGCUCUCAGCGUCCUCCGGCUGCUGCACACCCACGGGCACCGGCACCGGCACCGGAACCGAAAUGGCGGAUGAAGAAUCGGACUCGAAGCGGGAAGCCCUGCUUCUCAAGGCGCUCGCGGAGACCAGGUUCAAGUCCUCUAACCUCAAGUCCGCCCUCAAGAACGCCCGGCGAGCCCACCGCCUCUGCCCUUCCCUCGACGGCCUCGCCGGCAUGGUCACCACAUUCGGCAUCCUCGACUCCGCCGCCAAGUCCCCCCCGGAGUACUACAGGAUCCUCCAGGUAGAGCCCUUUUCCCACAUCAACGUCAUUAAGAAACAGUACAAGAAGCUGGCCCUCGCGCUCCACCCGGACAAGAAUCCCGGGUUGGGCUCCGAGGAUGCGUUCAAGGUCGUGGGCGAGGCGUUCCAGUUCUUGUCCGAUAGGGUCAAGAGGAAGGAGUACGAUGUUGGGUUGAGGGUUAGGAUGCAGGAGGAGGCCGCAGAGGGCCUGAAUGCGGCGGAGACGUUCUGGACCGCGUGUUCGCGGUGUCGGCUGUUGCAUCAGUUCGAGAGGAAGUACCUGGGGCAUAGCUUAAUCUGUCCUAGCUGUAAGAAGAGUUUUACGGCCAUGGAGGUCGAGGGCGAAGGGGAAGAUGGCGAGGGGUCGAAGGGUGGAGUUGGGUGUGAGGGAUCGAAGCGAAAGGCGGGGGCUGUCCGUGUAGGUGUUAAGAGGAAGGUGAGUAGUGAGGACAGGACGAGGGAUGUCAAGUUGAAGAAGAAAGUGGGUGGUCGUGGUGAAAUUGAGGGUUCGAAUGGCGAUCAUGGUGGCGGAAAUGGCGAGUGGGGUGCGGGGAGAAUCGGUGUCUACGUAGGUGUUAAGAAGAAGGUGAGUAGUGAGGACAGGAUGAGGGAUGUCAACUUGAAGGAGAAAGUGGGUGGUGGUGGUGGUGAAAUAGAGGGUUCGAAGGGCGAUCAUGGUGGCAGAAGUGGCAAGAGGGGUGCAGGGAGAAUCGGUGUCUAUGUAGGUGUUAAGAAGAAGGCGAGUAGUAAGGACAGGAUGCGGGAUGUCAAGUUGAAGGAGAAAGUGGGUGGCGGAAGUGGCGAGUGGGGUGCAGGGAGAAUCGGUGUCUAUGUAGGUGUUAAGAAGAAGGUGAGUAGUGAGGACAGGACGAGGGAUGCAAAGUUGAAGGAGAAAGUAGGUGGCGGAAGUGGCGAGUGGGGUGGAGGGAGAUUGCGGAGUAGAGAAUUGAGGGCAAGAACAAGUAUGAUUACAGAAGUGGCGAAACAGCCGGAGAAGAGGGGGGGAAAAGCUGAGGAAACGAUGACAUUGGCAGAAAUACAGUUGGAAAUGAAUAGAAAGAUCAACAAGGAGAAAAUGAUAUUGCAAAAGAAGGAGAAAGAGAAGGAGAAAGAGAAAGAGAAAGAGAAGGAGAAGGAGAAGGAGAAAAAGAAGGAGAAGGAGAAACAGAAGGAGCAGGUAGAGAAGGAUGAUGAAGGAAAGAGGGCAGAGGAUGAUGGCGAGGAUAGAAGAAAAGCUUCAAAGAAGGAUGGUGCUUAUGAAGUUGAAUCAACUCAUGGAAUCUCAAAGAGAAGUGGAGUUUUGGCGAUUGAGAUAAGAUACUCAAGGAGGAGUAGGACUCCGGGUAUUAGGAGGCAAAGUAAUUCGGAAAGAAGAGAUGGUUCGGAAGUUGAGAUGCAAAUAACCGUACCGAAAAAGAGAGCAAACUUAGAGCAUGAGAAAUCAAGGGGUUCAAAGAGUAAGGAUUUGAAGGCUAUGGCGGUCGUGGAUUCAGACUUCUAUGAUUUCGAUAAGGACAGAGUAGAAAGGAGCUUUAAGAAAGGGCAAGUGUGGGCUGUCUACGACGACAUUGACGGACAGCCGAGACAUUAUGGAUUGGUGAACGAAGUUAUAUGCAUUAAUCCGUUUGCGGUUAGACUUAGUUGGUUAGAUGUACAGUAUAGCAUAGUCCAGGAUCUAGUUGGACAGGAUAAAGUGGGUUUUCAUCUAUCCUGUGGGAGAUUUAAGGUUGCUCAAGAAACGAUUGUGAAGUCUGUGAAUAUAUUCUCGCAUGUGGUUGAUUGUGAAAGGGCUGCCAGGGAAAUCUACAGGAUUUACCCGAAGAAGGGUUCAGUGUGGGCAGUCUUCAAGGAAGGGGUUUUGGAUGCUGAAAGUAGAAAUCUUUCAAACCGGGAUAAAUGCUGCUACGAUGUUGUCAUCUGUUUAACCACCUAUAGCGAAAUGCACGGUUUGAGCAUGGCAUACCUUGAGAAGGUGGAUGGUUUUAAGACCGUAUUCCAGAGACGAGAGAUCGGACUGCAUGCUAUCAGGUGGCUUGAAAAGGAUGGAGUCGACCUGUUUUCACAUCAGAUUCCUGCCCGGAGGCUUUCUGGGAGUGACGUGCCAGAUGCUUUGAAAGAGUGCUGGGAGCUCGAUCCUGCUUCACUUCCUUCCCAUUUGCUGACCACACAGUCACAGAAGCUGCAAAUAAUGCCUUGUGCUUCUUGAUAUCUAGCUUUACUGUCACUGGUGUGGAUUUUUUAGAUAUACAUUGUGAUGACAUCUUGUUCUAAGGAACAUUGUCCGCCCUUUCUUGUGAUGCAGAGUCAAUAAUACAAGGAGAAAAUCUGUAGAUUACUCAGAGAUUGUUUAUGCUGUUUACAUUGACGUGCAUUCUAAUUUGUAAUUGCGGCCAAAUUAAUCGGCUACCUGUUAAAAGACAUAGUAAAAGUGUACAAGCCUUUUGUUGUUUUGUGUA
Messenger RNA from Syzygium oleosum, 2785 nucleotides. RefSeq lists its product as uncharacterized. The coding region runs from base 16 to 2535 and encodes 839 amino acids. The record is from RefSeq and is a predicted model, not a curated record. The transcript has a single exon. NCBI's taxonomy places the organism in Eukaryota, Viridiplantae, Streptophyta, Magnoliopsida, Myrtales, Myrtaceae.